This is a messenger RNA of Phasianus colchicus (ring-necked pheasant), 3997 nucleotides long. RefSeq names its product GIT ArfGAP 2 (gene GIT2). Gene Ontology annotation, cellular component: synapse. Gene Ontology annotation, biological process: synaptic vesicle recycling; regulation of G protein-coupled receptor signaling pathway; brain development. Gene Ontology annotation, molecular function: GTPase activator activity; small GTPase binding. The record is from RefSeq and is a predicted model, not a curated record. Lineage: Eukaryota; Metazoa; Chordata; Aves; Galliformes; Phasianidae.
GAGGAGAAGGAGGAGGAGGAGGGGGCGGCCGGGCCCAUCCCCACCCCCUGCCCUGGGGAGGCGCGGGCAGGUGCCGCUGGCGGGCGGGGAGCGGCGGCGCCGUGCGGGUGGGAGCCGCGCUGACAGCGGGGCGGGGACGAAACGCUGCUCUGAACAACGGCUCCUCGUCCCCGUCUGCAGCGCUGCCGUUCGGGAACGUUGGAUCCUUGUUGGGCAUCCAUAAACAGGGGAAUUCUGAUUUGCGAUGAGUGCUGCAGCGUUCACCGGAGUUUGGGGCGUCAUAUCUCUCAAGUGAGACAUCUCAAGCACACACCAUGGCCUCCAACACUGCUGCAGAUGGUUGAAACACUGUAUAAUAAUGGUGCUAACUCCAUAUGGGAACAUUCGUUGCUGGACCCUGCUUCUGUUAUGAGUGGAAGGCGCAAAGCUAACCCUCAGGAUAAAGUGCAUCCCAAUAAAGCUGAAUUCAUUAGAGCUAAGUAUCAAAUGUUAGCAUUUGUCCAUCGCUUGCCAUGCCGUGAGGAUGACAGUGUGACUGCCAAAGAUCUCAGUAAGCAACUCCAUUCCAGCGUGAGGACGGGGAAUCUGGAGACGUGUUUGCGAUUGCUCUCCUUGGGAGCCCAGGCCAACUUCUUUCAUCCUGAGAAAGGAAACACCCCGCUCCACGUUGCUGCUAAGGCAGGACAGACUUUACAAGCAGAGUUAUUGGCAGUGUAUGGUGCUGAUCCUGGCACACAAGAUUCUAAUGGAAAAACUCCAGUUGACUAUGCAAGACAAGGUGGGCACCAUGAACUGGCAGAGCGCCUGGUAGAAAUUCAGUAUGAACUCACUGACAGGUUAGCUUUCUAUCUCUGUGGCAGAAAACCAGAUCAUAAAAAUGGACAACACUUUGUUAUACCUCAGAUGGCGGAUAGCAGUCUGGAUUUAUCAGAACUUGCAAAAGCAGCUAAGAAGAAGCUUCAGUCUCUAAGCAACCACUUAUUUGAAGAACUUGCCAUGGAUGUGUAUGAUGAAGUUGACAGGAGGGAAACAGAUGCAGUUUGGCUUGCUACUCAGAAUCAUAGUACUCUUGUGACAGAGACCACAGUGGUCCCUUUUCUUCCUGUAAAUCCUGAAUAUUCCUCAACCAGAAAUCAGGGAAGGCAGAAACUGGCUCGGUUUAAUGCUCAUGAGUUUGCUACACUAGUUAUAGAUAUUUUAAGUGAUGCCAAACGAAGACAACAGGGGAAUCCUCUCUCUGGUUCAAAAGAAAAUGUGGAACUGAUACUCAAGUCAAUCAGCAAUCAACAUAGCAGUGAAAGUCAGGAUAAUGACCAGCCUGAUUAUGACAGUGUUGCUUCAGAUGAAGAUACUGAUCUGGAAACAAAUGCAUCUAAAUCAACAAGGCAGAAGAGCCUGGAUUCAGACUUGUCAGAUGGACCAGUGACAGCCCAAGAGUAUCUGCAAGUUAAAAAUGCACUGGUGGCUUCUGAGGUAAAGAUUCAGCAGCUAAUGAAAGUGAACAUCAACUUGAGUGAUGAGCUGAGAAUCAUGCAGAAAAAGCUCCAGACGCUACAGAGUGAAAAUACCAACCUCAGAAGACAGGCCACUACAAACAUAUAUCAGGUCCAAACUGGUUCUGAGUACACAGACCCUACCAACAAUUCUUCCUUAAAGCGACGACCGUCUGCACGGGGUAGCAGGCCCAUGUCCAUGUAUGAGACUGGAUCAGGUCAGAAACCCUACCUCCCUAUGGGAGAGGUCACAUACCCAGAAGAAAGCAUAACAAGACUGCAACCUUUUCCUCCACACAUCGGGAGGAGUGCGUUUGUGACCUCCUCUUCAUCUCUACCUUCCUUCCCCUCCACGCUUUCCUGGUCAAGGGAUGAAAGCACACGAAGGGCCUCGAAGCUGGAAAAGCAGAGCAGUGUGCCUGAGAGCGACUAUGAUAACACCACUGCCCCUCUGGAGCUGGAGGAGACAGGGUCGGGCAGGAAGGGAAGGCAGAGGAGCGUUGUUUGGCAGGGAGAGGGGUCCAUCCCUGAGGACACCGACACAGCCCCCAGCUCCAGUUUGCCCAGUACAGAAGAUGUGAUUCGGAAGACUGAGCAGAUCACUAAGAAUAUUCAGGAACUGCUGCGUGCAGCACAGGAGAACAAGCACGACAGCUAUAUACCGUGCUCUGAGAGAAUACACGUGGCAGUGACAGAAAUGGCAGCCUUGUUCCCAAAAAAACCCAAAUCUGAACUGGUAAGGACUUCUUUGCGCCUGCUGACAUCUAGUGCCUACAGACUCCAAUCCGAGUGCAAAAAAACCCUUCCUGUGGAGACGUGUCCCACGACAGACAUCCAGCUGGUCACACAGCAGGUCAUCCAGUGCGCCUACGACAUCGCCAAGGCUGCUAAGCAGCUGGUUACCAUCACAACCAAAGAGAACAACAACUGAGUCACACUUGGCUUUUUCGCUUUUUUUUUUUUUUUUUAAGGUUGAAUUUCAAAUACAGGUGUGGAACUAUUUGGAUUUUUAUGAGGAAAAACUAAAGGGGCAAGAAACCUCUUUUUUUUUUUUUUAAACUCAGUAUUAUUUUUGCAUGUUUUCUAACAAUUUUAAUGAUUAAUUUAACCCACUGCCUUAUUUUGUGCCUGUGUUGCCAGUUUAGUUACAGAUAGUAGCAUGUUGCAAAUAGCUGUUGAGCCAAUAUCAUGUACCAGCAUUGUAUCAAGCUCUUGCUAGAUUUUUCCUUGGGGCCACUUGCUGCUUUCAGAUAUUGCUUGCCAAAUCCCCACUGAAGACAACUGCACAUAUCAGAGGGCAGAAUCUCACCCCUGCUCUGCCCAUCCUGGAGCCUCGUGUGCAGUGCUGCUGCUAAUGGAGAAACCUGCAGUGAAGUGGGCUCUGAAGGCUCCAGGACAACUGCUCACCAGCAGCAGGAUGCUUGUAGUCCUGGUGAUGGAGUACAAGCCAAACUUGACCUGUUCCCAUAUCAACUGUUGUGCAAUAAUAGUACAUUUUUAGUCUGCUGAAACAAUAGUAGCUGUGGGCAUCCAAGCUUGUUACAUGUAACUAUACAAGGUCUUUGUCACUUUAUCUGUUUUGGAAGGAAUUUGAAUUUUAAUAGUUAUUUCUUUUAGUUGUCACUAUGCCGUUAAUAUAUAUGUUUGGUGUUACUUUAGGGCAUUAGUGGUUAAAAUAUUAUCCUUCGUUUCUGGCUCAGUAACUCAUUUUUAAGUUUCCUAUGGAAUUUCUCUGUCAUCUUCAAGGCAAUAUCAUGUUUGCUGCAGCAUUGAUGCAAUUUCACUGAAGAUUUGUGAUUUAAAAGGAAAAAAAAAAAAGGAAGCUAUAGUGCCAGUUAAAAGAAACUGUGUCUGCCAUAGCAUAUAACCUCUGUACCUCACCGUAUCCAAAUGUGAAACGAUUUCUUAUAUCCCAUAAGUUUUUUGCAAAGCAUUCUACAUUUGUCAGGCUGUAUCCUGAAUAACCCACGCUGGAGAGGUAAAUAGGUGGUAAAUAUCCACGUGCAAUUCAGCUUUUUCCAGUUCAUGAAACUUCAAAAAACACAUAAGACCAUAAUUACAAAAAAAAAAAAAAACAGAGCUCUUUGGGAGUCUAAACUGCAUGGAAAAUGGGCUAAACUUUUGCCUCCUUGCAUCCAUCCUCUUUGGAAGCAUGCUGUGAUGCUGAAGGAGCCCUCUGUAGCAGUUCAGCUGGCAGCCAGUUCAGGCAGUGUUUUAUGUAGGAGCGAAGCUGCAGAGCUGUAGCAGCUGUCACAUGUCAGCAGUUGAUGAGAACAUUCAGACAGCUUUCACAGAAACAUUUGAGUCAGGAAUGGGUGUCUGCUGCUUGACAAACAGGGCUGCAGCACAGAGCCUGCCAGCAAGGCUUCCUGCUGGAAAAACUGUCGUAUGGUGGUUAACAAAUAAACUUCAGCCAUUCCUUCCUUUUCAGGUCACACCGUGUUUGUAUGUACGUAUAAACACCAAGUGCCCUAAUGCUGUGGGAUUCUUGUAUGUUGUACUUA